Molecule: messenger RNA, 1068 nt
Organism: Lathyrus sativus (Indian pea)
Lineage: Eukaryota; Viridiplantae; Streptophyta; Magnoliopsida; Fabales; Fabaceae
Source: the annotation of a GenBank genome assembly
AUGAGAUUUGUGGAAGAUAAGGGAUGCUAUAGUAGUAACCAUGGAUCAGUAGCACAAGAUACUCACAAAGGAAAAGAUGUUACUACUACUAGUGCUAGUACUACUGCUACCACUGCUGCUGCUGGCGCUCGUGUUUCGAAUCAUCAUCGAAUAAACAUGGGAAAACCGACUCCGUCUAAAUGGGACGACGCGCAAAAAUGGCUAGUUGGUUUAUCAAAAGGCGGAGAGAAAAGCCAAUCGAAAAGCAAGCCAAGAAACUCAAAUGCAGAUGAUUUGAGACUAAUAGCUCCUGUGCCGCAAAAAGAGGACGACGAGGAUGGAUGCCGCGAGUUCAUGACAACGACUAGUACUGAAUAUGUUGAAGAAGAAACCAAGAAAGUAGAGUGCGAGGAAUCGAUUUGGAGAAUGAAUAACAAGGACACAAUCCAUGUUCAAUCAAUAUGUUUUAGAGACAUGGGGACUGAGAUGACACCUAUUGCUAGUCAAGAGCCUUCAAGAACCACAACACCUAUUAGAGCAACAACUCCUACUACUAGAAGUCCAAUUCAUUCAGGUACUUCCACUCCAAUGAGGAACCAAAAUGGAUUCUUGCAAAUGGAACCUGCAUCAGGUAAUGGUAGCACAGCAACUAGACAAUGUGGAGAAGGAUCAAGUCCUUGUAAUGUGGUUGAAAAGAAUAUGAAGAUUGAUGAUCAAGCUAGAAAAAUGGGGCCUCUAGAAUGUAGAGCAAUGGCUUGGGAUGAAGCCGAACGUGCCAAAUAUACGGCUAGGUUUAAGCGCGAAGAGAUGAAGAUUCAAGCAUGGGAGAAUCAUCAGAUAAGAAAAGCUGAAAUGGAAAUGAAGAAAAUGGAGGUGAGAGCUGAAAGAAUGAAAGCUGUGGCACAAGAAAAGUUAACAAAUAAAAUGGCUGCAACAAGGAGAAUAGCAGAAGAAAAGAGAGCUAAUGCACAAGUGAAACUGAAUGACAAUGCUUUGAAGACUACUGAGAAAGUAGAGUAUAUAAGAAGGACAGGACAUGUGCCUUCUUCAUUCUCUUUCACUUUUAAGUUGCCUUCCAUUUGUUGGUAG